CAUAUGGCUCUGGUUGUGACAUUGUAAUUCUGGCAAAUGACUUUGAAUGUGUGCAAAUUAUUCCCGGUGCUAAACAUGGAAACAUCCAGGUCAGUUGUGUGGAGUGCUCGCAACGACAAGGCAGGAUUGCAGCAUCAUAUGGAAACGCUGUUUGCAUUUUUGAACCGCUUGGUAUAAAUUCUCAUAAAAGAAAUUGUCAACUAAAGUGUCAGUGGCUUAAAACUGGGCAAUUCUUCCUCAGUUCUAUGACUUACAACCUGGCGUGGGAUCCUCAAGGUAACAGGCUGCUGACAGCAACUGACUUUUUGCAAUUGUGGGCCCCUCCAUCUAGUGACAUUCUAGAAGAUGAUGAAGAUGAUGAUCCUGACAAUCAGAUCAAAGAUGAUAAAGUUCUCCCAGUUCUAAAUGACUGGAAAUGUGUCUGGCAGUGCAAGACUGCAGUAUCAGUACAUUUGAUGGCAUGGUCUCCUGAUGGUGAAUACUUUGCAACAGCUGGGAAGGAUGACUGCCUCCUAAAGGUUUGGUAUCCUAUGACUGGUUGGAAGUCGUCUCUUCUGCCCCAAGAGAAAGAAGAAAAGAAAAAAUAUUCAGGGGUUGUCCACUUCUCAUUUGUUUAUUUGGCGCAUCCUCGAGCAGUGACAGGAUUUUCAUGGCGUAACAUUAGCAAGUACAUGCCCAGGGGUUUGGUCUGUAAUGUGUUACUCACAUCAUGUCUUGAUGGCAUCUGUCGGCUGUGGGCAGAGACGACGUUACCAGAAGAUACUCUUCUCGGUGAGCAGAUCUGUGAAACGAGCACUUCCAGCAUUAGCGACACCAUCUCUCAAUCUGGAAAGCAAAAGGACAAAAUACAGCAUGCGCUAGAGACAAUUCACCACUUGAAAAACAUGAGAAAAGGACAAAGGAGAUCUUCAGUUCUUGUUACCCACACAGAUGUAUUGCCAGAUCAACAGGGUACUCAUGAAGUUCAGCGUCACAUUUCACAUCACGCAAAUGCGCUUGGUCACUUCCAUAUAGCAGCAAGCAUCAACCCUAAUACAGGAAGACUUGUUUCACAAGUCUGUUACUUGGCGUGGAGUUUUAUAUUCCUGAAUAAUAAAGAAUUUAAUUUUACAUCCUAUUUUGAAGUAUUUAUGCAACAUCUAAGAAAAAGUUCUGAACAACAACUGGAACAAGAUUUUGAUGUUGAGAUUGAAGAGGAAAAAGAAAUGGAAGAAAAAGAGAGAGGUUUACAUAUGAAAUUAGAUCAUGACUUGUCUAUAGAUAGAGAAUCAGAGACAGGGACUGGUACAGGCUCUUCAGAACAUGAAGAUGGAGAAAGAGAGGGAAGCCCCAAAACAUCUCUACUAGCAGGCCCACACAUGCCUCUUCCAACAGUUUUGUUAGAUCGGAAAAUUGAGUUGCUCCUAACUGAAUGGAACAGAAAUCCAGAUAUGCUUUUUACCAUCCAUCCUAUUGAUGGUACCUUUUUGGUGUGGCAUGUGAAAUAUUUAGAUGAAUACACUCCAGGCAUCUUUCGACAAGUUCAGGUUUCAUUUUCUUCUAGGAUUCCUGUUGCAUUUCCAUCAGGAGAUGCUAGUUCCCUUAGCAAAAAUAUUAUGAUGUAUGCUUGCCCUGUCUUUGUAAAAGAUAACAGUAAUGCUGUACAUCAGAAGACAAUGGACUUUCCAGAUAAGACUCUAGCAAAUAAAGGACCAAGCUUUGCCCAGGACAGUGCAAAUGUGAAUAUAAUUUCUCCCAUAGUAAUGAUGAUUUCCAAACAUAUAGAUGGCUCUCUAAAUCAGUGGGCAGUUACUUUUGCUGAUAAAUCAGCUUUCACUACUGUGCUAACUGUAUCACAUAAAUUUAGGUACUGCGGUCACCGUUUUCACCUCAAUGAUCUAGCUUGCCAUUCUGUUUUACCAUUACUGCUAACAUCUUCUCAUCAUAAUGCUCUAUUAACUCCUGAAUCAGACAGUUCCUGGGACUCUGACAGGAUAAACAGAAUAAUGGAUCCUAUUAAACAUGUGAAAGGUUCUUCUAGGCAGCAACUUAAAAAUGCAGCAACGUGUACAUUCCAUGACCCAAACGCGAUCUAUAGUGAGCUCAUUCUGUGGCGUGUAGACCCUAUAGGACCUUUAUCAUACACUGGAGGAGUAUCUGAAUUGGCUCGAAUUAACUCUCUUCAUACCUCCGCUUUCUCUAACGUAGCCUGGCUUCCAACACUUAUUCCCAGCUAUUGCCUCGGUACAUAUUGCAACUCCGCUAGUGCUUGCUUUGUUGCAUCUGAUGGCAAAAACCUGAGACUCUAUCAAGCUGUUGUAGAUGCACGAAAACUUCUAGAUGAAUUAUCUGACCCUGAAUCAUCUAAACUUAUUGGGGAAGUGUUUAACAUUGUGAGCCAACAAUCUACUGCUCGACCAGGAUGCAUUAUUGAACUCGAUGCAAUAACUAACAAAUGUGGCUCAAACACACAAUUGCUUCAUGUCUUUCAAGAAGACUUCAUUUUGGGAUACAAACCACAUAAGGAAGAUGUGGAAGGGAAGGAAACGGAGAUAUUUUUCCAGCCGUCACAAGGGUAUCGUCCACCACCUUUCUCAGAAAAGUUCUACCUAGUAGUAAUUGAAAAAGAUAGUAAUGGCUGCUCUGUUCUUCAGAUGUGGGAUCUUCAUCUCAAAUCUGUGCAAGCUUGUUUAGCAAAACCAACUGAAGCUACUUCAUCAGAGAAUAAGCUUAGUGUACCUGAGCAGAAGACUGUGGAUUCUUCUCCAGAUAUAUCACCUGGUAUAAGUCCCAUUCCACGAUCUUCAUCAAUUGCUAAUCUUCAGACUGCUAGUAAACUCAUUCUGAGCUCCAGACUUGUGUAUAGCCAACCUCUGGAUCUUCCUGUUGGUGUAGAAGUAAUAAGAGCAACGCCUUCAGCAGGUCACCUGAGUUCUUCAUCAAUAUACCCAGUCUGCCUCGCACCUUAUUUGAUAGUAACAUCAUGUUCAGACAACAGAGUGCGGUUCUGGAGAUGUACUGUAGAGACAAACCUAAACAGCAAACACGAAGAAAGGGAAACAUAUCACUGGAGAAAAUGGCCUUUAAUGAACGAUGAAGGAGAAGACAACAGCAGUACAGUGAGCAUAGUAGGAAGGCCAGUUGCCGUUAGCUGUUCUUACACAGGACGUCUUGCAGUAGCAUACAAACAACCCAUACAGCAUAACGGUUUUGUUUCCAAAGAAUUUUCCAUGCAUGUUUGUAUACUUGAAUGUGAGUCUACAGGAGGAUCAGAAUGGGUUUUGGAACAGACAAUUCAUCUGGAUGAUUUAGUUAAGGUUGGAAGUGUACUUGAUUCAAGGGUCAGUGUAGACAGUAAUUUAUUUGUUUACAGUAAAUCAGAUGCUUUUCUGAAUAAAGACAAAUACCUGCUGCCCAGUAUCAAGCAUUUGGUGCAUUUGGACUGGGUAUCAAAAGAAGAUGGUUCACAUAUAUUAACAGUUGGAGUUGGUGCCAACAUCUUCAUGUACGGAAGACUUUCGGGAAUUGUAACAGAUCAAACUAGCAGCAAAGAGGGAGUAGCUGUCAUUACUUUACCACUAGGUGGUAGCAUAAAACAAGGUAUAAAGUCAAAGUGGGUGUUGCUUAGGUCAAUUGAUUUGGUAUCAUCUGUAGAUGGCACUCCUUCACUGCCUGUUUCUCUGUCCUGGGUGAGAGAUGGUAUACUGGUAGUGGGAAUGGACUGUGAAAUGCAUGUUUAUGCCCAGUGGAAACACGCUGUCAAGUUUGGUGAUGGAGAAAGUGAUGUUUUUACUACUGAAGACGCAACAACACAAGAUCCACUCAAAACAAGCUUGAUUGCGAAGAAGACCAGUGUAAUUGAUGGGGCAGGUAUUGUGGAUGAUGUUUUUGGCACUCCAACUGUAAUUCAGGAUGGUGGCCUUUUUGAAGCUGCUCAUGUUCUUUCACCUACUCUACCCCAGUAUCAUCCAACCCAGUUAUUAGAACUUAUGGAUCUGGGUAAAGUUCGCCGAGCCAAAGCCAUUCUAUCACAUUUAGUUAAAUGUAUUGCAGGAGAAGUUGCAAUAGUUAAAGACACAGAAGCUGGAGAAGGAACUGGUCCUAAACGCCAUCUUUCUCGCACCAUUAGCGUAAGUGGCAGUACUGCAAAGGAUACCAUCACAGCUGGAAAAGAUGGUACUCGAGACUACACAGAGAUAGACUCAAUUCCCCCACUGCCACUGUAUGCACUGCUUGCUGCAGAUCAAGAUGCCACUUAUGUUUCUGAAGAAACUUCUAAAAUACCUCAGGGCUCUGAAGAUCAUGCUAAGAGAAAAACAGAGGAUCAGUACUCAGAUCUAUUCCAGAUUCAGCCUGUUACAACUGAAGACUUUAUUGAUUUCGAGCCUGAAAAGAGGGAGAGUAAAUCCAAAGUUAUUAACCUGUCGCAGUACGGUCCGACUUACUUUGGCCGAGAACAUGCUAGUGUCCUGUCAAGCCACCUGAUGCACUCAAGUCUGCCAGGCCUCACUCGACUGGAGCAGAUGUUCCUUGUAGCUUUGGCAGACACUGUGGCCACAACAAGCACUGAACUAGAUGAGAACAGAGAUAAGAAUUACUCAGGAAGGGAUACCUUAGAUGAAUGUGGCUUACGGUAUUUGUUGGCUAUGCGCUUGCACACCUGCCUUCUGACAUCACUCCCACCUCUGUAUCGAGUUCAGCUGCUUCACCAAGGCCUAUCUACUUGCCAUUUUGCAUGGGCUUUUCAUUCUGAGGCUGAGGAGGAGUUGAUCAAUAUGAUUCCUGCUAUCCAGAAGGGAGACCCACAGUGGUCUGAAUUAAGAGCUAUGGGUAUUGGUUGGUGGGUCAGGAAUAUCAACACACUCCGAAGGUGCAUUGAGAAGGUUGCAAAAGCUUCAUUCCAGAGGAACAAUGAUGCCUUAGAUGCUGCACUUUUUUACCUUGCUAUGAAGAAAAAGGCAGUGGUGUGGGGUCUAUUUAGGUCCCAGCAUGAUGAAAAGAUGACUGCCUUUUUCAGCCACAACUUCAGUGAAGAUAGAUGGCGCAAAGCUGCUUUAAAAAACGCUUUUGCUUUGUUGGGAAAACAACGCUUUGAACAAUCAGCUGCAUUUUUCUUGCUAGCAGGUUCACUGAAAGAUGCUAUAGAGGUGUGCCUUGAGAAAAUGGAAGACAUCCAGUUGGCUAUGGUUAUUGCUCGUUUAUAUGAAUCAGAGUUUGAAACCUCUGUCACAUACACCUCCAUUCUUUAUGAAAAGAUUUUGGGUUGCCGUAAGGAUGGAGCUGGAUUCAGCUGUACUAAAUUGCAUUCUGAUCCAUUUCUGAGAAGCAUUGCAUACUGGAUAAUGAAAGAUUACACUAGAGCACUGGACACGUUAUUGGAACAAACACCUAAAGAUGAUGAUGAAAACCCGGUUAUCGUCAAGUCGUGCAAUCCUGUGGUGUUCAGUUUUUACAAUUAUCUUCGGACCCACCCUUUGCUCAUCCGAAGAUACUUCAGCUCACCAGAAGGAACUUUGGCCACCUUAGGUCUAAAAACUGAGAAAAGCUUUGUUGAUAAAAUUAAUCUUAUAGAAAGAAAAUUAUUCUUCACUACUGCAAAUGCUCAUUUUAAAGUAGGCUGCCCUGUACUAGCUCUUGAAGUCCUUUCCAAAAUUCCAAAAGUAAGAAAAAAGUCUACUGUAGCUACAGAGAAAGAUUCAUCUAGUCCUCCAAUACAGGCUGGUGUUUCAGAUUCCAAAGCCCUAAGGGAUGGUGCUGGAAGUGGUGAUAUAGACUGGUCAAAGCCAAUUUCAACUUCCUUGGAAAAUACUGUUGCAUCUUCAGCACAAUUUGACUGGAGUCAACCAGCAGUAAAAUUUGAUGAUGAGCCCCUUACUCUUGAUUGGGGCGAGGACAAAAAUGGGUCAGACGAAGAGGACAAGGAUGUUGGUAUAAUGAUGAAAAACUCAAAAUCUGAUUCUAAGAAUGGAGAUGAUGAUGAGGGAGUCUUAGACGCCAACAUCCCACAACUACCACAUGGGGAGAUUUCUGAUGCAGGAGACACUGAGGUUGAUGUUAUUGCUGAACAACUGAAGUUCAGAGCCUGUCUGAAGAUCCUUAUGACUGAACUGAGAACUUUGGCUACGGGUUAUGAAGUAGACGGAGGAAAGCUCAGAUUUCAGCUGUACAACUGGCUUGAAAAAGAGAUUGCCGCUAUGCAUGAAAUAUGCAACCAUGACGCAGGGGGCAAAGACUAUUGUAAAACAUAUACCAAAGUAAAUGGGGAUCUACUUGAUCACGACGAUAUUAUGGAUAAGCCAGACAUCGGUUCAUAUGAACGGCACCAGAUAGAAAGACGUAGGUUACAAGCAAAACGAGAACAUGCUGAAAGACGAAAGUGGUGGCUGCAGAAGAACCAAGCUCUUCUAAGAGUUUUUCUAAGUUAUUGUAGUCUUCAUGGGGCACAAGGUGGUGGUUUAGCAUCUGUAAGAAUGGAGCUGAAGUUCUUGCUGCAAGAGUCACAGCAGGAAACUACUGUAAAACAACUUCAGUCUCCACUUCCAUUACCCACAACACUACCGUUGCUUUCUGCAAGCAUAGCAUCCACAAAAACUGUGAUAGCUAAUCCUGUGCUGUAUUUAAACAACCACAUCCAUGAUAUUCUUUACACUAUUGUGCAGAUGAAAUCACCGCCACAUCCUAAUUUUGAAGAUGUCAAGGUGUACACACUUCAUUCUUUAGCAGCUUCACUUUCUGCAUCCAUUUAUCAAGCACUAUGUGACAGCCACAGCUACAGCAGUCAAACAGAAGCGAAUCAGUUUACAGGGAUGGUUUAUCAAGGACUGCUUUUGAGUGAUCGACGCAGACUGAGGACAGAAAGUAUUGAAGAGCAUGCAACUCCAAACUCGUCUCCUGCUCAGUGGCCUGGUGUGAGUUCACUUAUAAAUCUCUUAAGUUCAGCUCAGGAUGAAGAUCAGCCGAAGUUAAACAUCCUACUUUGUGAGGCUGUUGUAGCCGUCUACCUGAGUCUCCUUAUACACGCCCUUGCAACCAAUUCAUGUAAUGAAUUAUUUCGACUAGCAGCCCAUCCUUUGAACAGUCGAAUGUGGGCUGCUGUUUUUGGCGGAGGAGUGAAACUUCUUGUAAAACCUCGAAGGCAGUCAGAAAAUAUUCCAGCACCGCCUCUUCCAUCAGAAGAAAUGGAUAAACAUCGCCGUCGGUUUAAUAUGAGAAUGCUAGUGCCAGGAAGACCUGUAAAAGAUAGCAGCGUGCCGCCACCAGUACCUGCAGAAAGACCCUCUUACAAAGAAAAGUUUAUCCCUCCGGAACUCAGCAUGUGGGACUAUUUUAUGGCAAAGCCAUUUCUUCCUUUAUCAGACAGCGGUGUUAUAUAUGAUUCCGAUGAAAGCAUUCACAGUGAUGAAGAAGAGGAUGAUGCUUUCCUCUCUGAUAUACAGAUCCAGGAACACAAAGAUGCUAAUUCUUACAGGUUAGCAGAAAUUGCCACUGUUUUAGACUUUUCAAAUUACCUGAAUUUAGCACCGCCUCUUCCAUCAGAAGAAAUGGAUAAACAUCGCCGUCGGUUUAAUAUGAGAAUGCUAGUGCCAGGAAGACCUGUAAAAGAUAGCAGCGUGCCGCCACCGGUACCUGCAGAAAGACCCUCUUACAAAGAAAAGUUUAUCCCUCCGGAACUCAGCAUGUGGGACUAUUUUAUGGCAAAGCCAUUUCUUCCUUUAUCAGACAGCGGUGUUAUAUAUGAUUCCGAUGAAAGCAUUCACAGUGAUGAAGAAGAGGAUGAUGCUUUCCUCUCUGAUAUACAGAUCCAGGAACACAAAGAUGCUAAUUCUUACAGCUGGGCUCUUCUGCAUCUGACAAUGGUAAAAUUAGUUCUGCACAAUGUUAAGAACUUCUUUCCCAUUGCUGGUCUGGAAUUCACUGAUCUGCCUGUAACAUCACCAUUGGGCAUUGCUGUAAUAAAAAAUUUGGAACACUGGGAACAGAUUCUUCAAGAUAGAAUGGACCAGUUUGAAGGCCCGCCACCAAACUACAUCAAUACUUAUCCCAGCGACCUUGGCGUAGGUGCAGGACCAGCUAUUCUCCGCAAUAAAGCAAUGAUUGAACCUGAAAACACACCAUUCAAAUCAAAGGAUUAUUCAGCUCUUCCAGCAAAAAGGCUCUGGCAUUUUCUUGUGAAGCAAGAACUUCUUCAGGAGACUUUCAUAAGAUAUAUAUUCACAAAGAAAAGAAAGCAAAGUGAGUCUGUAGAAGAUCGUGUGGAGCAGGUCAAACAAAACUGCGUAGCAGAAGAUCACAAAACCAAGGUUGAAGCAGAUCUUGGCUACCCUGGAGGAAAAGCAAAAAUCAUUCACAAAGAAUCAGAUAUGAUAAUGGCAUUUGCAGUUAAUAAGGCAAACAGCAAUGAAAUUGUUUUGGCAUCUACACAUGAUGUUCAAGAACUUGAUAUUUCCGCUCUGAUGGCUGCUCAGUCAUUUAUAUGGAUUGGGGAAGAAUAUGACAGAGAGUCUAAAAGUUCUGAUGAUAUUGACUUUCGUGGUUCUACCACAACACUAACUCAGACAACUGCGCCGUCUUUCGGAGCGAAUCAGAUACAACCAUCUUCAUCUAUGCCAUGGUUAGGCAGUGGUCAGACUACCACCGGCGCUGGCGUGCUUAUUAAAAGAAAUCUGAAUAACGUCAAGAGAAUGGCUUCACAUCCAGUCCAUCAGUAUUAUCUUACAGGAGCACAAGACGGUAGCGUUCGAAUGUUUGAGUGGACAAGGCCGCAGCAAUUGGUAUGCUUCCGGCAGGCUGGGAAUGCCAGGGUUACGAGAAUGUAUUUCAAUUCCCAGGGCAAUAAGUGUGGUGUUGCUGACGGUGAAGGAUUUCUAAGUAUUUGGCAAGUAAACCAAACCACCUCAAAUCCUAAGCCCUAUCUGAGUUGGCAGUGCCACAGUAAAACCACAAGUGACUUUGCAUUUAUAACCUCUUCAAGUCUCGUUGCUACCUCGGGACAGUCCAAUGAUAACAGAAACGUGUGCCUCUGGGACACUUUGGUUUCAUCUGGUAACAGUCUUAUACAUGCCUUCACUUGUCACGAUCACGGUGCCACAGUACUUCAGUAUGCUCCUAAACAUCAACUGCUAAUUUCUGGAGGUAGGAAGGGAUACAUCUGCAUCUUUGACAUCAGACAGAGGCAAAUCCUUUACACCUUCCAAGCACAUGAAUCAGCUGUUAAGGCCCUUGCACUGGAUCCUUCUGAGGACUAUUUUGUUACAGGCUCAGCAGAAGGUAACAUGAAGGUGUGGAGACUGACUGGCUAUAACUUAAUUCAUUCAUUUAAAAACGAACAUGCUAAGCAGUCCAUUUUCAGAAAUAUUGGUGCUGGCGUCACCCAGAUCGAAACUGUGCAAGGCAAUCGUAUCUUCUCCUGUGGAGCAGAUGGCACGCUGAAAAUGAGGGUUCUUCCCCAUGCUUUCAAUGUACCUUCAGGCAUUUUUGACAUUCUGUAGCGUUACGUGAGCUAAUCCUGUUUUUAUAUAAUGUCCCUUUCAGUAGCUAAAAACACAGUGACGUGCACUGUGGAAAGGAAGUACUCUGUUUCCUUUCAAAGCAGUUACUGCAGCAUUAAGUAUUACGGGGAAAAAAGAUUAAAAAAAAAAAAAAGACUUUUGCAACAGGUAUAUUUUGAGUAUGCCCAUAAGGAUCACUGGGGUGGAAAUGCAUGUACUGUAUUGUAAAAGCAAAGACAAACGCAGUACAGUCACCGGUGGGGUUACUGCUCAGUAACCCACAAGCUGCAGUUAGUAAGUGUGUUGUAAAGAUUCUGACAGUUGUCAGUCACUCAACAAGCACUGUGGCUCUACAAGUCAGUAAGCAUUUCUGGUGUGAUUCUGAUUAUUUUUAUUCCCCUUUUUCCCACUAAUUGAAGCAUGUGCAGAACUUCUCAUUGUAAAAUAGUUUAGUUUUAAUUAAGGGUACUCAGUGUAUUCGAUUUUUGCAAGAAAGUGUAAUGGAUGCAAAUGCCGUGGAACAUGUGCAAUCAAGAACGUACUGUGAGACACGUAUCAUUUUAUGCUGAGACUUUUUUCCCCAGUUAGUAUUAAUACACAGUCGAUACUGGAACUUGCACAUCAACACAUUUUUAAAUGCGAUGGUUUUUAAUUUGCACACUAUUUUCCUUUCCUUCUGACAGCUAUGUUUUCUAUUGGACACCUGCCUUUACUUUAGCAAUGUACUGUAAGCACUAAAUGUUAGUAGUGAAGACAUCCAUGAUACUAGUCAGCUUUUAGUUUUGAAAUUCAUUUGUCCAGAAAAUACUUCAUUAAAUGAAGCUGUUAAGAGAAUACCAAUAGAACAUAUAAUGCCACAUUUCAGAUGAAUGUCAGGCUUUAUGUGGCCAGCUAGUAAAUAGUGGAUAAAACUGGUAAUUAAAUUAUUACCACAGUAUAUUGUAUAAACUAUGCAGAGUUCAAUAUUGUUUGCUUGUAAUAUAACUAGCUACUGUUGUCAGAUGUAUUUUUCUGUUGUAAACAAAAACCAUGUUCUUAAGAGACUGGAACGGAUGUCUGCAUAUUUAAAUGUUAACAAACUGUCUUAUUCCUCCAAUGAAAAUCUUGAUGUCUGUGCUGUAUUGUAAAAUAUACCAGAAUAAAAAGCACCUUUCUCCAAAGGUGAUUUUAAAUUGCA
Messenger RNA from Aptenodytes forsteri (emperor penguin), 10644 nucleotides. It is a transcript of the gene DMXL2, whose product is annotated as Dmx like 2. Gene Ontology annotation, biological process: vacuolar acidification. Lineage: Eukaryota; Metazoa; Chordata; Aves; Sphenisciformes; Spheniscidae. Gene Ontology annotation, cellular component: RAVE complex. The record is from RefSeq and is a predicted model, not a curated record. The transcript has 46 exons. Bases 246 to 9467 code for a protein of 3073 amino acids. Gene Ontology annotation, molecular function: protein binding.